AAGUGGAAACACGUUUCCUUGCGCACAAUAGGAAAACUUUGUCAGCGUUGCAGUGGAGUUUGUUGUUCACGUUUUAUACAUAUGUAUUCGCUGUGCCUUUUAUUUAGUCGAUUAACAACUAUUGGUUGAGUUUCAUAAUGGAUAAAGAGAGACGACAUAAAAGAGUGAAAUCCCCUGUGCGACACUCAAAACCGAAAAUCAAACAAGAGAAACUGAGCCCUGCUAGGCCCCAGAGAUCACGCCACUCGAGUUCGGGGUCCAACGGCAGCCCAAGCCCACCGCCACAGAGGAGACGAACGAGCAGAUCGCCACCCAGGACAAAAGGUCAUUCGCCAGGUAGAAGGGCGUUGGGAAGACGAGACAGAUCGCCCAAAAACACCGGCAGGAGCCGAAGCCCUCCCCGCAGUGCCGAUGUCAAAAUAAAGCGGGAGCAGGAUGACCACCGCGGUGCCGAUGACCGUAGAAGGCGUGACCGCAAUGACAAACCAGAGCCCUCAGAGCCACCAGUGCGGCGAAGUAGGUGGGAGCAGGCUGACGGACCCAGAGAAUCUGACAGACCCAGGGAGAGAAAACGGGUUGAAAGAGAGCGGGGUGGAGGUGGGGACAGGCCCAGAGAGCGCGAAUCCCGCUCCUUCCAGGAGCAGCAGGCUGAGAGACAGCAGCAUGACAAUCAACGACGGGACAACCGGCACCGGUUUGAGGAGAACAACGGUGAGGGGCAAGCUUUCGGACAAGGUACCCAAGAGGGGGGCGAGGGCAAAGACAGCCCCCCAGUUGAUAAAGAGAAGCCCAACUUUGAACUGUCUGGCGCGCUCACGGAAGAUACCAACACGUUCAGGGGGGAAGUGAUCAAGUACAACGAGCCCCCCGAGGCUCGCAUCCCUAAGCGCAGGUGGCGACUGUACCCCUUCAAGAACGAUGAGCAGCUCCCGGUCAUGUACGUCCACAGGCAGAGUGCCUACCUGAUGGGGCGGCAGAGGAAGAUUGCUGAUAUCCCCAUCGACCACCCCUCUUGCUCCAAACAGCACGCAGUGUUCCAGUACAGGCUGGUGGAGUUCACGCGUUCUGAUGGAACUGGCGGGCGGCGGGUGAAGCCCUACAUCAUUGACCUAGGUUCGGGCAAUGGCACCUACCUGAACAACCAGCGCAUCGAGGCGCAGCGCUACUACGAGCUCAAGGAGAAGGACGUGCUCAAGUUUGGCUUCAGUAGCCGCGAGUACGUCCUGCUGCAUGAGUUCUCCGACACGGCCGAGGUGGACGCCAGGGCGGAGGAAGACGACGAGGGCCUAGACGAGGGCCUUGAUGAGGAAAUGCAAGACCUCUGAGCCUUUUCGAAUAGUUUACUUGCGUUUUUCCAUCCUACUUUCCUUUGAAGUAAUCACAGAUUUUAAUUGGUUGGAUUGUUGAAAGUAAUAGGAUUUUGCUUAGUUAAACCUAUUCAGUCACUUAUAAAUAUGUGCUUACCUCAGGGGAAACAAGGAAGGGGAAAUGCACAUUCUUUCAAGUUUUCUGACAGUGCCACAGAUUAUCCCAUCAAGUCUAUUGUGGGAAAAUAAUGUUCUCACCGAUGCCUGCCACCUGUUGGCCAUCAUCUCUUUAAAAACAUGAAUGGAACAAUGACCUGACAUGAUGGCAUGUUGGGUUAAGCAUCUUUCCGGGUUAACAGAACAAAUAAAUAAAAAAGUGGUAGAAGUCAGUGUGGUCUCUAUUUGGUGGUCAUAAAAACCUGCUUUAACCUGCAGUAACCGGGUCUCAGUACUCUCUAU
This is a messenger RNA of Oncorhynchus gorbuscha (pink salmon), 1766 nucleotides long. RefSeq names its product smad nuclear-interacting protein 1-like. Gene Ontology annotation, cellular component: nucleus. Gene Ontology annotation, biological process: miRNA processing. Gene Ontology annotation, molecular function: mRNA binding; protein binding. The record is from RefSeq and is a predicted model, not a curated record. Lineage: Eukaryota; Metazoa; Chordata; Actinopteri; Salmoniformes; Salmonidae.